Ostrea edulis (European flat oyster) is the source of this 3504-nucleotide messenger RNA. RefSeq lists its product as uncharacterized. Gene Ontology annotation, biological process: cell-matrix adhesion. The transcript has 4 exons. NCBI's taxonomy places the organism in Eukaryota, Metazoa, Mollusca, Bivalvia, Ostreida, Ostreidae. Gene Ontology annotation, cellular component: extracellular region; lysosome. The record is from RefSeq and is a predicted model, not a curated record. Gene Ontology annotation, molecular function: calcium ion binding. The coding region runs from base 69 to 836 and encodes 255 amino acids.
AAAUGCAUGAUAGUUUUCAAUGCUACGUAUAUCAAUUCAUCAAUAAAGACUAUUGAAAUAAACAAAUCAUGUGGUGUUUCAUUGCUUUUUCCGUAGCAAUCGCUGCACAACAGUGUUUUUGUCAAAUAUGUUGUACUCCCGAUCAAUGGACCGCUGAUAUGUUUUUGGAUUAUGGCACAGUAUAUAUUGAUAGAAAGAAAGAUGUACCAAAUACGUCUUACUCCUAUAUCAAUGGAACAAUAAAGGCCACGUAUGAUUAUCCAAACCAACGGAGUUACGUCAAUCUACGGGGAGCGGAAGUGUUCCCACUUGUUCCGGGCCCAAGCGUUCCAUACCACGCCACCAUUAUCAACGACUACAAGAAUGGGAUGCAAUAUGAUAUUAAACCAGAUGGCAGUUGUGAAAAGGAAAGACUUGGAAAUAUGACAAAACAGUGCAUACCAAAGGAUGCCAAAUUAGUCAACACUGGCUCACUGGCGAUGGAAUGGAAUAAGGUUGAGAAUUACAAGUUUGCAAUCAAUGAUGAUUCAAUGUCUGUUGAUGCCACGGUCAGCAGGAAUUUACCUUCAUCGUCCUGUAACCCAGUACAUGUUGUGUAUUUCAUCGGUAGCGCUGAGUACGACAGUGGAGCAAUGAUUAAUCUGGACGUCCUGAAUGUCGUACCUUAUAACACUGACCCGUCCGUGUUCCACAUUCCUCCACAGUGCAGGAACGCCAGGUUUAAGGUCAGGCGUUCACUUACUAUUGAUAGAAUAACCCAUAAUUAUUCCUUCAUAAUUCUUGAUUUUGCAUUUGUAUUGCAAACACGGUACUUUUUGCAGAUUUAUCGCUCGUGAUUGCUCAUCUUUAGAUUAAAUAUUUACUCGAAUAUGUAUUGAAGGCAUGUAGAUGUAUGUGUAAUUUCGUUAAUUGCUUAAAGACUAAGGACGUAAAAGACAGUGAUCCAAUAAAACGAAUUCCACUUUCAUUUACGUAAAAUAGAACUCUUUUGUGUGUUUUUUUCUUUCAGAUUGAAAAUGAAGAAAAUAAUAAACUGGAGCUGGUUCUGAAAAUGAGGGUUUUCAUUUGAAUAACUGUUAUGUGCAAGAGUCAAUAAACACAUAUGGUGUUGCUAUAAAUAUGUAUCAUCGUUAAUAUUUUUAAGAAUUAAAUAACGAUUAUGUUUUCUAAAAGCUGUUAGUGAAUUAUGUUUCUGCUUUUUACAAUAUAAUACGAAGUAAAUAGAUCGAUUCAAGAAUUAAGGAACAAUUUUGAAGCAUGCCUGGAGAGUGUACAAAAACAUAGAUUGUUUUGGAGUCGUUAUUCCUUUUUGAAGCAUCGUUCAAUUGUUUAUCGAUUGAUUGUAUAUUGUUUAACGUCCCUCUCGAGUAUAUUUCACUCAUAUGAGACGUCACCAUUGCCGGUGAAGAGCUGCAAAAUUUACGCCCACGGCCUUUGAGCAGGGAGGGGUUUUAUCGUGCCACACCUGCUAGAAAUGUGUCAAUGAUUUUUUUCAUACCUAAAUUUGAGGUACUUAUUAAUUCUUAACAUGUAUGCAUUUAAUAAUAAUGUCUUUUAAAAAACCCAGAUAUGGUCGACCUAAAAUGAGUACAUUGUAUGUUGCUUCUUUGUUUUUCAUUACACCUUUAUUCACAGAACUUUCAUUUACCAUAUUUCUAGAUAAGCACAUAUAUCAGGUCUUUAUUUCUUUCUUUACUUUUUGAAUUAAAAUCAAGAGCUUUGGAUGUAUUGUAUUGCAUGCAUAAUUUGGUGAGGACUCAAUUUUUAUGGAAAAUUUACAAAAUUACAAAUAUGGAAACUUUUUGUAAUUUUAUUACCCAUGCUUAUAAUUUGUUUUCCAUUCUUCAUUUCAAACGAUGUAAAUUACAUAUUAUGGGAAAAUUCGUAAGCAUUUUCACAUGUCAGUUUAAAGGUGAGAUCAAUGGCUCUAAAUGUAACAGAAUGAGAUAAUACUAAUUGCAGCAAGGUCCCUCUUGUCUGUGAUUGGUUGUGAUGUUUUGAGUGAUACCUACACUGAUGCAGACCAUACAUGUACGUACAUCGUUGUGUUCCCACUUCUAAUAAAUGUCAAUGUGUAUGUAACAAAACAUCUUCUAUCAAAAUUACACAAUUCACGACUCCUAAAUCGGAAGUCAGGCCCUUUGAAGAUGAAGACUUGUGUAUCUAUUCUUAAGGGGAUAUAAUCAAUCUGUACCAUGUGAUGGGUGCUGUUCCUGGAACAAGACGAAACAGCCCAUGUAGAGUGCCACAGCCAAGGUCUCCAUCGAUUGUACAGGGCUUUAUAUUCGUGUAAAAUUUGCGAUUUUUGGACCAUUAUUUGACUUUGGUGUUCUCCCUCUUAAAGUUUUCUCAACUAGAAGGCCCCGGGUCCGGCGCCACGUUCAAACCAACACAAGCAGUGAUUGUUCCUUCACCAAGCCCUGUCCAGCAUUAGAAACGAAAGUUACAGGUCGAUUACGAACUGAAAUACCGGGGCAGAUAAGUGUUGACACGAGAACCCUCACUGCUACGGUCCUGAGCGUCAUGCAGACAUACAUGUAUGUAGGUCAAAACCUACAGCUCUUAAGAAAAAUUGUUGAAUAAGAUGAAAAUAACAGAUAUGUUAAAUUUCUUCCACUCAUACCGUAAACAGAAGAUUGAACAUAGGUGUAGGCCUAUUGGUUGUAGAGAUAUCUACACAUUUACUCUUGGUGUAAACGAAAUACAUUUAUAAAACUAUAUAUAUCAAGACAGAGACAAGGGUCAUUUGCAAAUUAAGGUAAAUCCAUACUAGCAUUUUUAUCUGAUAAAAGUAUAGGAAGUGUAUUUAUUUCCAUUUAUUAGAGUUCAAAGUAAUAAAUCAUCAAAUAAAAUAUACAGGUCUGACAUCACACUUUUUAAGUUGCGAGACAUACACAGAAUCACAUAUCAACAUCAGAAAAUUGCACUUUUUCUUAAACAGCAUUACCAAAAUUUCACCAAAUUCAUGAUGAUUUCCUGAAACUGUUUCUUUUCAAAUUGUACAAAAUGUCUGAAAAAUAAAGGGAAUCCGUCGCAUGAUGGACUUGAUAACGAAAUCGAUGAAAACAGUUAUUGCACUUGGAUUUAAUAUUCUGAAACAGAUAAUUGUUUAUUCAUCUAUAACUUAGAUUUUUGAAGUAUUUCAUGUUUAAAAAGAUUUUUUUUAACAAUACCUAUUGGAAAAUUAUGUUCCUGUCAUGCAUAAAUCUAAAUAAAUCAAUGAUUUUGCUAAAUCUUAUGACAUCACAGGAGGGAGCAAAAUGAUUUAAUUAAUUCAAACCUUUGUAUUAAUGCACUUAAAUCUACAAAAUAUUACAUGAUUUGUCAUUUUUUAGCGUAGCAUCAUUUUCGUUAUCUUGUCUUCUUUCGGGGAAAUCACACUUUAAGUCAUUUAGCUUUGCAGGUACUUUGGUGUAGAAUUGUAUUAGCUGAUUUCCCCCAGAAUUUUCUUUUGAAGAUUUCUUUAGUCAUUUGUUAUGUAAUAAAUGGCAAUUUUCAAUCUCA